Messenger RNA from Cooperia oncophora, 312 nucleotides. Lineage: Eukaryota; Metazoa; Nematoda; Chromadorea; Rhabditida; Trichostrongylidae. The record is from the annotation of a GenBank genome assembly.
AUGGAUUUUCGUUUUGUCAUCAAAACGAUGAUGGCCGAUCAUCCGUUGCAAGUGUUGAUUGUCUUCACAGUAUCUUACUGGAUCUGCAUGUCAUGGAUGUUCACGCAAUGCGAACGUUAUGAUGGGAAAUUGGACGUGGAGCACUACUAUCUCAACUCGAUGUGGUUCAUUAUGGUGACAUUCAUGUCAAUCGGUUACGGUGACAUCGUACCGAAUACAUAUUGUGGGCGGACCUUGUCUAUCACGACAGGAAUUGUGGUAAGAAAUAUCAAAAUAGAUAAAAAAGAAACAAAAAGGAAACGUUCUGAGUAA